CUCCACUUAGUGCAUUCUAGUGGGUAUAUACAAAAGCAUGGCGGCUGCUCUGAAGGCACGACGAUACCAAAAUUGUGUGCUUCGUUAUAAUUCCGACCGAGAGUGCAUCGCUUGAGCACUGACAUCGAAAAUUAUUCAGUAUGGACAAUCAGCAGCCCCCUGCGCAGUGCGGCAGUCUUCAAAGUGGUGUGGACGAUGCUGAAGAAGACGGCAACGAGGAGCCAUCAUCCCACGCCUCUGACAAGGAGCUACAUCUGAUUGAAAAAGCAAAGCAAAUUUACCUGAAAGGAGUAUCUGCUGAGAGAUCUGGACGAAUGCAUGAUGCCAUCUCACACUACAGGAGAGCUUUACAAAUUGUCCCAGACAUUGAGUUUCGUUUGGCAAGCAGCAGUAUAUGGUCUGUUGAUGAGGAAAGCAAUGGCUCAGAAACAGAUUGUGAAGACAAUGACUCAUCAUGUGGCAAUGACAACACUGCGUCCCUUCAUCAACGCAUCAAAAUGAAAACUCCACCUGCAAACAUCUGCUCUGUGGCCUUGGAACAAAAGGCUACACACAUCUCGGACCUUCCUCGAGAAGUCUUUAUGUUUAUACUGCGAUGGGUGGUCUCUUCAGACUUGGACAUUCUAUCACUUGAAGCUGUCUCAAAGGUCUGUCGUGGCUUCUACCUCUGUGCAAGGGACCCUGAGCUUUGGCACACAGCUUGUGUAAGGACAUGGGGUGAAGAUUGUGGUCAGUUGAACCAAUAUGACUCAUGGAGAGAAAUGUACAUCUGCCGGCCUCGGAUCUGUUACAAUGGUGUUUAUAUCAACCGAACCACAUAUGUGAGGCAUGGCGAGUCGUCGUUCCAAGACUCAAGCUAUCGUCCAUGCUUUCUGGUGGAGUACUUUCGGUACCUCCGUUUCUUUCCUGAUGGAGUGGUACUAAUGCUGACCACACCCGACAACCCGUACGUCUCCCUGGGGAAACUACGGUCUCGUCGACCAGCCUACACCUCUGUGCUACGAGGAAGCUUCUGGCUUGAAGGCACCAGGGUGAAGGCAGUGUUGAAAAAGCCUGCUAUGAAGACACCGCGAAACACUGGCUACUGGCGAGGCGUCAGGCACAGCAUGGAACCACAGCCAGAUCAAGUAUUUCACCUGGAGCUGGAGCUGAGAAGCGUGCGAGGUCGUGCAAAUGCACAGCUGGUGUGGAAGAGCUAUGCCAUCCACAGCUACUGGCUGGGCCAGGAGUCAGUGGCUACAUUUGACUUGACAACCAAUGCUUUUCCGCCACUGUGGUUUUCAAGAGUCAAGAGCUUUACUAAUGUUGCAGAGUCCCCACUGUGAUUACAUACGAGCCCUGAAGGAGUGCAACAUGUGCUAUGUUACAGUUCGGACAUGUAGGCACGCACCCGUUUCUUGUGAUGUUCUCUUUGUCAAAGUAUGUUUGUCUCAGUCAUUUUACAAAUGUGGUGAGAGGCUGUUUCUUUUUUUUCCCCCCCAAGGACUUGAAGACUGGGCGAUAAGAAUUGAGUCAUAUUAGUGUUACAAAGGGAAUGUUGUGGGUGUAAUAAAGAUUCUACUUGUCAGA
Messenger RNA from Dermacentor andersoni, 1569 nucleotides. RefSeq names its product F-box only protein 9. Gene Ontology annotation, molecular function: protein binding. Gene Ontology annotation, cellular component: SCF ubiquitin ligase complex; cytoplasm. NCBI's taxonomy places the organism in Eukaryota, Metazoa, Arthropoda, Arachnida, Ixodida, Ixodidae. The record is from RefSeq and is a predicted model, not a curated record. Gene Ontology annotation, biological process: SCF-dependent proteasomal ubiquitin-dependent protein catabolic process.